GUUGGCUUGUGUGCAUCUUCGUGCGGGUGGUUGCAGAAGUUAGGGCAAGGACAAAGGGCAAUUUCUUUUGAUAGUUUUCUGGUGGUUCAAAACGGGCAAAAAAAAAUGGGGAUUCGUGGGACUGAAGAACACUGUUUCAUUGUCUCAUGCUUACGUUCUCUUAUUUGGAGCUCUGUUAGGUCCUCUUUCGUCGUCUCUCACAGGGGCCAGCGGAAGUGGUGACGCCAUGGCCGGAGGAAAACAAGGACGCGAGGAGACGAUGGAGUUGCCGGAUAUUGUUGGAAUAGCUCGCAGUUUGGCUGUUAUGGUCAGAAUUCAGGGGCCUGAUCCAAAGGGUCGGAAGAUGAGAAGACAUGCUUUUCACCAUUCAGAGUCGGGGAAGACAGCUCUCUCUGCAUCAGGUUUCCUAUUGUCUGAUUCAUUUGGUGAAUUCGCCAUUUGCAAUAAUCUCCAGGGGCUUGAUCAUCACGGAUCAUCGGCGUCCACUCUGGUUGUCACUAGCGCAUCCAUUGUGGAACCUUUUCUGUCGGCCCAACAUCAAUCUACCAAGUCAAAGGGAACCCCUCAGCUGAUUUACGGGGCAGAGAUCGAUGUCUUGGUUGAGAUUAAGAGGAAACCAGGGGAUAAUGGCAGGGAAGAAGAUCAUGAAAAUCCUUGUUGGAUGCAAUCACAUCUCGUCGCCUUGGUGGAUGUGCCAGCAUCUUUUCUUGCUCUCCAAACACUUUUAGAAGCUCAUAGUGGUUCAUCAGAGCAAGGCUCAUGGGAUGUAGGUUGGUCCUUGGCCCCAUUACAGAAUGAUCCACUGCCCAUUGAGGAUGCCUCUCGGACUCAGGAUGGAAGUGGAGUCAAAUACUCUUUCGAAAUUCAGAAACGCAAGACCUUGGAUGUUCCAAGCAAUUCUAGAUCCAUGGCCAUGUUGACCUCUAGAUUAGCUUUACUCAGGCUCCCUGGGAUAGUUUCCAAGGAUUUGCCGCUUAUCAAGAUCGCUUCACCCAGCAAAAGAGGUGAUCUUCUUCUGGUAGUUGGUUCACCUUUUGGUGUGCUAUCUCCAAUGCAUUUCUUUAACAGUGUAUCUGUGGGUGCUGUGGCAAAUUGCUGCCCGCCAGCCUCUUGCAACCCUUCACUACUGAUGGCAGAUAUACGAUGCCUGCCUGGAAUGGAAGGCAGCCCUGUUUUCAAUGCUUGUGCAUGUCUCGUUGGGAUAUUAACCAGACCCUUAAGGCAACGAGCGGGGGGUGCAGAAGUUCAGCUUGUGGUCACAUGGGAUGCCAUAGCAACUGCUUUGCGUGAGCAGCAACCAAACAGCAUGACCAUUCCAAAGAAUGAAAUGUUUGAGAAGUCUGAGUAUGGCAUGGAAGAUGCGUGUUUAAUGGGUGAUCACCCAAGGGGAACAAUUCUUUGUGUGGAACCUCUAUCUUCUGGUUUGGACUCCCACUCACUAGUGGGGUUUGAAAAGGCCAUGGCAUCUGUUGUUCUUGUUACUGUUGGGGAUGGGGCCUGGGCUUCUGGUAUUAUUCUCAAUCAGCAUGGCCUCAUACUCACAAAUGCUCAUCUCUUGGAACCAUGGAGAUUUGGCAAAACACCCCAACUCAAUGGAACUGAUGAGGACAAAUUAAGAACAUUAACUAGACCUUUCAAAAGAUCAUUUCAGAGGCAGGAGUCUGGUGAAUCUAAGGAAUCAGGUCAUGAAAGAAGCAUGGGGAAUAUCCUUUCAUCAGUUGGUUUCCCUUUCUACAAGAGCUAUAGGAGAAUACGAGUCCGGCUGGAUCAUAGGGAGCCACGUAUGUGGUGUGAUGCAAAACCAAUCUAUAUUUCCAAGGGGCCCUUGGACAUUGCUUUGCUUCAACUUGAACAUAUACCAAAUGUUCUCCAGCCAAUCAUUCCUGAUACACAGUCUCCCUCCCCUGGGUCAAGGGCAUACGUUGUAGGACAUGGCCUCUUUGGGCCACGCUCAGAUCUCUGUCCUUCUGUUAGUUCUGGAGUAGUAGCCAGAGUUGUCAAAACACAAAUACCUGUGAAGCCCGAUGAGUCAAAUGAUUCCGAGGAGAGAAAUCUACCAGCAAUGCUCGAAACAACUGCAGCUGUUCACGCAGGGGGUAGUGGUGGUGCCGUUGUCAAUACAGAUGGAUGUAUGAUUGGACUUGUAACAAGCAAUGCAAGGCACAGUGGAGGAACUGUCAUACCUCACCUGAACUUCAGCAUACCAUAUGCAGCUUUGAUUCCCGUGUUUAAGUUCGCUAAAGACAUGCAGGACAUGUCAGUAUUGCAGGUUCUUGACAAGCCAAAUGAACCUGUCUCAACUGUGUGGGCAUUGAUGCCCCAAAUGUCCCCAAGACCGUUGCCAAGAUUUCCAUAUCUACCCGAGUCUCUUUUGGAUCAGAAAGAAGGGGGAAAGGGAUCCCGUUUCGCCAAGUUCAUCACCGAACAUGUCGAGAAGGGAAGUUUUGGCAGUUCUUCUACUGCUGAAUUCAUUCCAAGCAAAUUAUGAGAGGAUAAAGUGCAAAGUAGGAUGAAGAUCUGUAGUUGAUUAUAUUCAAGGCUGAGAAGCCCAUUCUUUGUUUCAUGUGGUAUACAUCUUCUUGGGAUGUCCUUGUAUUCCCUAUCUAGCAUUUCUUUCCAUAUAAAGAUCUAUGUGGGUCUUGUAGUGAUGGGGUUUUUGAGCAUGAUAUACAUAUUCAUGCAUAGAGACACGAGCAUGCGUUACUAGUGGACUUAUUCUCUCUUCAGUUCAAAAUAAUUGCCACGCAUCGUCCUUUUCCCAACUAGUUCAAAAUAAUCGCCACAGACUUGUAUUAAGCAGUGGAUGUACCAAUUCAAUUAGCUGGAUUCUUACUCUUCUUUGUUAGGCAUUUGGAAUUCAAAAAGAUGUACAUUUAUAAUGACAUCUUGUUGUUUCGGUUGGUUCGUGACCAUUGAAGACAUUUUUAAUAAUUUGGGGCCUUCAGGCCAAAGUC
Molecule: messenger RNA, 2954 nt
Organism: Amborella trichopoda
Lineage: Eukaryota; Viridiplantae; Streptophyta; Magnoliopsida; Amborellales; Amborellaceae
Gene: DEG15
Product: protease-like protein
Biological process (GO): protein processing
Cellular component (GO): peroxisome
Molecular function (GO): serine-type endopeptidase activity
Source: RefSeq, a predicted model, not a curated record